Molecule: messenger RNA, 2221 nt
Organism: Oxyura jamaicensis (ruddy duck)
Lineage: Eukaryota; Metazoa; Chordata; Aves; Anseriformes; Anatidae
Gene: IL1R2
Product: interleukin 1 receptor type 2
Exons: 9
Coding region: 122-1363 (413 amino acids)
Molecular function (GO): interleukin-1, type II, blocking receptor activity; interleukin-1 binding
Source: RefSeq, a predicted model, not a curated record
UUUGGUUUUGACACAAAUUUGAUUGGGCAACGAGCGAUAAACUUCCGCUGUCUGUUGGGCUAAGCUCUAUAUAAGGAUCUCACCAGCAAUUUUCAGUGUUACAUCUUUUCACGAGAAACUAAUGGCUGAAAGGAUGCAGAACCACAGAUUUCAAGACACUUUCCCUCGGUCUCCUUCUUCCUGUUUCCUCUGGAAAAAAAUGCUUGGGCUCUUCUUUGUCCUGGUUACAUGCACAGUGGGGGCCUCUGCUUUCAGGCUCCAGCAAGGGAAAAGCACAGAAAACUGCCCAGAUCACAUCAUCUCUUUCCAACACUACUAUGAACUGCAUGGAGAACCUGUGGUUCUGAAAUGCCCUUCCCCCAGAUACAAACAUCUGGAUUUUUCUUCCUUGACCCAUAAUAUCACAUGGUACAAAAAUGAUUCAAAAACCAUGAUAUCAGGAAGAGAUGAAGAUCCAAGAAUCUGGGCAAAAGGAGACGCACUCUGGUUUUUACCAGCAAGGCAAGAAGACUCAGGAGUAUAUGUCUGUACAAGAAGGAACAGCUCCUACUGUGUCGAGGUUUCCAUCCACCUCACCGUUGUGGAGAAGACAGCUGCUCGGGACAUCUCUUAUAUGCAGGUCCUCUUCACUUUUACCUCUGGAAAGAUUGUUUGCCCUGACCUGUGGGAGUUUACUUUGAAUAAAACCGGUCUGGAGCUCAAGUGGUACAAGGAUGCCCUGCCUUUGGAAGACAACAGUGAAAAAUUCGUGUUUCUGAAAGGCUCGAAUUCCCUGAUCUUCACAUCUGUAUUACCAACAGACGCUGGCUACUACACCUGCAAGAUGUCUUUCCCCUAUGAAGGUGUAACGUACGAGAUCACCAGAACAAUCAAGCUGCAGACAGUCGAACAAGAAAAGAGAAUUACCCCCCUAAUCGUGUAUCCAACUCAAAAGACAACAUCAGCUGCUCUUGGCUCCAAGAUGACUCUCCCUUGUAAAGUGUUUGCUGGACCGAGCAGGCAUAUCUAUACUGACGUGGAAUGGUUAGCAAAUGACACCAUCAUUGACGUGGUUUACAAGCAAAACAGAGUUACAGAGGGGGAACGACAAGAAACCAUAGAAAAUGGUGAGAACUUCAUUGAAGUGCCACUGAUUUUUGAAUCUGUUGAAGAAGUGGAUUUUUAUACAGAUUUUAAGUGUCUAGCACAGAACAGAUUUGGAUCCCAAGUGCUGCCAACAAGGGUCAAGCAGGAAGCUGUUGGCUUGUCCUGGUACACUGCAGUGAUUCCAGUUGCGUUGGCCUGUGUCAUCUUAGGGGCGAUAUGCGUACACAAGUGCUGGAAGCAGAGAGCUGAUAAAGGAUACACAAUAGCAAAGGUUUAAAAUCUGCUUUAUUCUCCAACUGCCAACAUCAAAAAAUUCAGCCUGGCUGACUUUCACAUGACACACAGAGAGAUGUUUCAGACUAGACAUACUGCUUUCUCACUGGAUGGAUGUAUAUCAGCUUUUUUCUUCUUUUUCAUAUCUUCCAAAAUCUGGUUAAAUUAGAAAUAUAAGUUUGUGAAAAAUGCUGCCUAGAUGCAGGAAACCUACAUCUAUUAUUUUGUACCUAGGCUGUGAUUUGUAGCAUUUUGAAACAUGGUGUCCUAGGUACAUGCCCUUGUUAUGAGAAGGGUAAGGAAAUGGAGAUGGUCUCACCCUUUGUAAAUUCAAUAGACUUAUCCUUUGAAAAAGGGAGGGGAAAAAAACACAACAACUAGAACCCAAAAAAUAGAAGCUAAGAAAGCUUGCUCCAGAUGAGCUUUUCCACACCAGAGUGAUAGGAUUUUUCCUUGUGCACCCAAACUCAAUUUAUUUUUCUUCAGUAUACAAAACAGCUGUUUUUUUUUUUUUUUUUCUUCCAUUUUCCAGAGCCAAAUUCAGUUGUCAGGACAACUGUACUUCUACGAACUUUUCCACAGAUUUUUUUUUUUUUUUUAACUACUUGGAUUACUCUUUGCUUAAAUGGGUGCAUUCAGAAUAUCACUCUCCCAGAGAUAACUACCUCAGCGUUACAGAUAAUUGUACACUGGAGAAUUUGUUUCUGUUUUAUCUACCAACAUCUCAUGGCUAGAGGCAGUUGUAACAUGUUGUUAUCUUUGCCAAGAAAAGAAUUUGGAGGAUGUUUUAGUGUUUUGAAAGUCAUUUGACUAGUACUAAUAAAGUUUUAUUCCUGGAAGUGAUUCAACAGAUUACCAGUAA